GACACUUCAGGCCCCCAUGAUCCACAGGGAAGUUGUUUGGCGUCUCAGGAUAGUGUCCGUCAUGGGGGUGACACUCUCUAGGGCAAUUCAGUGGAGCUCUGAUGCUGAUAAACUAGAGGAUAGCCCUCUGAAUAAUGACUUGCUGACUGAAAUCCUGCUCUUCACGGAGGAGUUCGGCGACAGACACCCACAAGAGGCCAGGGUUAAAUUCAGCGAGCCUUUACAAUGGAAAACAACUCUAGAAGCGUCUGAUUUCAUAUCAGAUUUAUAUGACAUCAGAGAAGAAUCAGUUAUGUCUCUGGGAUAUGAUGAUAACGGACGUUCCCUUCUCCAACUGAGUCCACCUGACAUCACGGUGUACUCAUUUUACUACCUCUCUAACCUUCUGCAACUAAGCAAAGAUAAAAAGAUGGAGGUCCAGAGCUGUUUGGAGGCUAACAGGGAGCCAAUGAAGAAGAUCUUUGGGUCCAGAUCUCCUUCAAUACAUGAAGACGAACUAUUUAAUAUCCUUGCACAGCUGGACGAGAAGCUGCUAAGCAUUGCUGUCAGACCGAUCGCCAGAGAGGGCAGGCUAAGCCCAGCAGCUGUUGAUACGGAGGUAGAUCUGUUGAAGAGAUUCUGUGGAACAGGAGAAAACCGGGUGCUGAAGUCUGUGCGCUACACAUCAGAUUAUGUGUUCUCCAAUGGUUGUCGCUCUCCUCCCUGGAGGCAGAUGGAUGGAGAGAUUUGCUCCCUCAUAAUUGAGACCUGUGACACAGAGCCCACGCUGUUCAUCACUUGCAAUACUAGCGGAGUUUUCCUCGAUGAGGAAAUCAAUGGAGAAGGAGGUGAAAACUCCUAUAGGAGAAGAAGUGAAGUCUACAAAGACCUUGUCACACUGUUGAAAAACACGUCUACCCAUUUUGCUAAGGCUUCUGAUGAAAAGGACUCUGCCAUUCAAGAUGUGCCAUCCACUGAAAAGAUCCUACAUGUGGAAACGGUUGAUGCAGAGGAAACAGGCCAAACCCUGAAGUCUUACGACCAUGAGGAAAAGAAUGUGCUUCAGAAGGCGAGACAACAGUUUGCGCGGAACAAGCCGGGCGGUAGGAAGAAGAAAUUAGAACCAUCUUUGAAAUGGAAGAACCUUGGACUCGUGUCCCCUUAUGAGGAAACAGAGGAGAGGGCCAGAAAAAGCAGAGAAAGCAAGAGGAUUUUGGAAUAUGGCACAAAGUCACCCGCAUCAGAGAACAAAAAAAAGUCAAAUUUUUCUGGAUCGUCUCUGCCAGGCUGCCACUCUUCUCAAAAAAUUAAAACCCCAGGAGGAGCUGAUGACUUCAGCGAGAGUUCAUCAGACGAUGAGGAAGAUGAGGAACAGCCCGAAAGACGUGCGGAGGCCGCCACCGACCUGCCCUCCGAAUACUGGCAGAUCCAGAAGCUAGUCAAAUACUUAAAGGGGGCUAAUCAGACAGCCACAGUGAUUGUUUUGUGCUCUUUGAGAGACUUCAGCCUGGUCCAGGAGAUGUGUCAGCUGGCUAUCAGAGAUGUGGGGGGGCUGGAGGUUCUCAUCAACCUGCUUGACACAGAUGAGAUCAGAUGUAAAAUUGGUUCUUUGAAGAUCUUGAAGGAGAUCAGUUGUAACUCCCAGAUUCGGCGGACCAUCGCUGAUUUGGGCGGUUUGCAGACUAUGGUAUCUAUCUUGGACUCUCCUGACAAAGAGCUGAAGUGCCUUGCUGCAGAGACCAUCGCCAACGUGGCCAAGUUCAGACGGGCCCGCAGGACAGUCCGACAGCAUGGUGGCAUCAAGAGACUGGUGGAGUUGUUGGACUGCGUUCCUGAUGGUGUGUCUCUGAGUAAGGAGCAGGAGAGGGACGUGGAGGUGGCGCGUUGUGGGGCUCUGGCUCUAUGGAGCUGCAGCAAGAGCACCUGGAACAAGGAAGCCAUCCGCCGGGCUGGGGGAAUCCCUCUGCUCGCUCGGCUGCUCAAAUCACCGCAGAAGAACAUGCUCAUCCCUGUGGUGGGAACAUUGCAGGAGUGCGCUUCUGAGAAGAGCUACAGAAUUGCUAUACAGACUGAGGGCAUGAUUGAGGAUCUGGUGAAGAACCUCAGCUGUGACAACCAGGAGCUCCAAAUGCACUGUGCCAGCGCUAUCUUUAAGUGUGCAGAAGAUAAACAUACCCGUGAUCUGGUGCGGCAGUACGGCGGACUGAAGCCACUGGUCGUGUUGCUCAACCAAGCUGAAAACAAGCAGUUACUGGCCGCCACAACUGGAGCCAUCUGGAAAUGUUCCAUCAGCAUGGAAAAUGUUGCUAAGUUUCAGGAGUAUAAGGCACUGGAGAUUCUGGUACGUCUGCUCACAGACCAACCGGAAGAGGUACUUGUUAAUGUAGUGGGGGCUCUGGGAGAAUGUGCCCAAAAAUCAGAGAACCUUGCCAUCAUCCGCAAGAGCGGUGGUAUCAAGCCUUUGGUCAACCUACUCACUGGUACCAACCAGGCCCUUCUAGUCAACGUCACAAGGGCCGUGGGAGCCUGUGCUGCUGACCCUGAGAACAUGGCGAUCAUCGAUCAACUUGAUGGCGUACGUCUUCUUUGGUCUUUGCUGAAGAACCCCAGUCCAGAAGUUCAGGCCAGUGCUGCCUGGGCCAUCUGCCCCUGCAUUGAAAAUGCAAAGGAUGCUGGGGAAAUGGUGCGUUCCUUUGUGGGUGGUUUGGAGCUCAUUGUCAACUUGCUAAAAUCACAGAAUAAAGAUGUGUUGGCCAGCGUGUGUGCAGCCAUUGCCAAAAUUGCCAAAGAUGUGGAGAACCUGGCUGUUAUUACAGACCAUGGUGUGGUUCCCAUGUUGGCCAAUCUCACCAACACUGGGGACGAUAAGUUACGGCGGUACCUAGCAGAGGCCAUCGCCUGCUGCUGUAUGUGGGGAAGUAAUUGUGUGUCGUUUGGGGAGGCUGGAGCCGUAGCUCCACUGGUACGCUACCUUCGCUCAAAUGACCCUUCAGUGCACCAAGCGACAGCCCGGGCUCUGUUUGAGCUGUCUAAAGACCCUAACAACUGCAUCACCAUGCAUGAAAACGGAGUGGUCAAGCUCCUGCUCGUCAUGAUCGGAUCCACGGACGAGAUUCUACAGGAGGCAGCAGCCAGCUGUGUGGCUAACAUUCGACGCCUGGCGCUGGCCAAUGACAAGGCUAAAUAUGGGUAAAAAGUGACCGCAAGCAACACAGAUAUAAUCUUCCUCCCGAUCUCAAACAAAUUUGUUGCCCACUUUGGUACUUUUUACCCCCUGGUAUCGACUCAAUGAGUAUAAAAGGAUCAGCUGUGAUGACCAGCGUGUGUUUAUUUAUAUUUUACUUCAGCUCUGUAAUAAUAGGAAGCAUUUAGCCAAAGCUAAGCAUGUCUUUAAUUAAUUCUUUGGAGUCCACAUAAACCUGGCUCACCCUUG
Molecule: messenger RNA, 3412 nt
Organism: Megalobrama amblycephala (Wuchang bream)
Lineage: Eukaryota; Metazoa; Chordata; Actinopteri; Cypriniformes; Xenocyprididae
Gene: odad2
Product: outer dynein arm docking complex subunit 2
Molecular function (GO): protein binding
Source: RefSeq, a predicted model, not a curated record